ACCUUAUUGGCUACCGGUGUCGUUGACUUCCUGAAACAAGACUGUCUGAAAAGUGUACGUCCAAGCUGAGAAUGUUCUUACCUUCAGUGGCCGAACAACUUUUCCAAGAUAUUCAAAAAGCAUACCAGGAAACGUCCCAAAUUCCUGACGACCUGCUUAUUGCGCUGAAGUUUGUGUUCGGGCCUUGUGCGCUGCAGGCUUUGGACCUUGUUGACCAGCAGUCAGUCACCUGUCUGUCAUCUCCCAGUGGACGCAAAGCAUUCCAGGUAAUGGGAGGCUCGGGGUGUUUGUACACUUGCUUCGUGUCCUGUCACUACUGCCCGUGCCCGGCCUUCGCCUACACCGUGCUCCGCAGAAAUGAGGGCCCGCUGUGCAAACACAUCCUGGCUGUCUACCUGUGUCAGGCCACGGCUGCGACUCAGCAGGAGAGCGUGUCUGAUCAGCAGAUGUCCGCGCUGCUCAGCGGGACAGCAGCCCAGUGACAGGUAUGUUCAGUACGACGCCAGGACCCUCUUGGAUGAGAGCCGAUGUUUUUUUACGGACACUUUGGGUCACUGCAGAGAGGACCGGAGCACGGGAACACUACCGCAGUUGCUGCUCUUUCAUUUGACUCUGACAGAAACCAGAUGUUUACUUUAGUUCUUUUUUCUUUUGGAAGAGAACUUAAUAAAUUUCCCAGGAAACGGCA
This is a messenger RNA of Cottoperca gobio, 688 nucleotides long. RefSeq names its product zinc finger, SWIM-type containing 7 (gene zswim7). NCBI's taxonomy places the organism in Eukaryota, Metazoa, Chordata, Actinopteri, Perciformes, Bovichtidae. Gene Ontology annotation, cellular component: Shu complex. The record is from RefSeq and is a predicted model, not a curated record. Bases 72 to 482 code for a protein of 136 amino acids. The transcript is spliced from 5 exons. Gene Ontology annotation, biological process: double-strand break repair via homologous recombination. Gene Ontology annotation, molecular function: zinc ion binding.